AUGGGGUAUCUCUAUAGGAGGAAUUUAAUACACAUAUACCCACAAUAUCAUUUGCUUUGGUGUGUCAAACACCAAAGUUUGUACAUUAAUAGCUGCAAGUUAGUAGUGCAAAUUUCCCGAUUUAUAUACAUUAACACAAUGCCUAGUGAGGGGUGCGGCGAAUACGUAGACGAAGCACAGACUCCUGGGCCACUGCACAUAACUGAACUCGAGACACCAAUCAAUACAAGGAAUAGAGAUCCCGGACCAACUCUCAGGUAUUUGGCUGGAAGCAGUCCCAUAAAGACACAAAUUAGCGGCGAUAGUCGCUCUAUGUGGAAUAAUGUACACUCGGUUAUCUCCAAUGAUUUACCACGGUACAUAUAUGAUACAUCUACACAAGUAGAUGCCAAUGAUGGUUUGACUUGCGAAAAAUACACAUGCUCACCAAAGGCAACCCCUCUUAGACCAUUGCCUCUUGAUCCAAAUGAUGUUGUCAAGCGGACCCAGAGAUUUGAAGCCAUGAAAUUUGCUCAUAAUUUUGUACGAAAGUAUACCAACACUAGCAACUCAAAAACGCCUUGCAAUUACCAAAAUAAGUCUGUAACUGUUGGAUUGUACACUCCCCUUAGAAUUCACUCAUCAAACGAACCGAACACUGAUGAUUACAAACCACCAAAUUACAACAUACGAAUUUCACCUCCCAACUACUACUCUGACACUGAUAUUUCUAAGUUCGACUUUUCGAUCCUAAAGUCAAACAUUGAUUCCAUAAUCAAUUCCACUCCGACAUACCACUCAUACUCUAUAAAGAACGACUCAAAUGAGUCGGCGGAUUUUGGAAGCAUUAUGACUCCUAUUCGUUACCAAUCCGCCACAAAUUCGAUGAGAUCAGUCGCAAACGACACUUAUUUGCACGAUGACCAUUCGACUCUAACUUAUAUAUCUAAUGAAUCACCAUAUUCGGCAUACAGACAUACCAGCGUUAAUACUUCGUAUAGGAAUUAUAGAAACUCACCCGCUUCAAAUUGGGUAAAAUCUGAUUACUCCCACCAACAACCACCUUAUAACGAUUUUAUUAAACAAGAUGAUCCAUUUACCAGUAAUACCUAUGGCACUGGCAUCAAUAAUUCCUCUUCCUGCUCCAGCGAUAGCGACAAUCCCUUCAAGUUUGACUCUCAAUUUUUCAAUAAAAGGCAAUCACACAACCAAUUUAGACAACAUAACAGCGCAUCUUUACCAGAUAGGAAAGAUUUAAUGGCCAAUCAUACCCACGAGUGCUGUGAUCAUCUGUUAAAAGGAUCGGAUAACAACUUAAUGAUUCCCGCAAACAGUGAUUUAUGGGACAAUUCUCAAUCACAAUUUGACUGUGUAAGCUCAACAAAAUCUACCCAGUCGCACAUCAAAUUGCACGAGGCAUCCAACAAGUGUGGCAAUAGCGAACACAAUUGCAACUGCAAAUCGCUGCAAAAUGAGUUGAACAUGUUGAAGAAUAUGUUCGCAGAAUUUAAAUCAGACUUGGAAACUAUUAUCAACGGGAUAUCCAGUAAAAAUACUAGAUGUAACGAAUUAGUUGAUGAUUCGAAAGGAACAAGUGACAAAUUUGAUGGAUCGGAUGCUAUAGAUACUAAAAUGGUUGAUGACAAUAUGGAUGCUUUUGAACCCAAAAUAGAUUCAGAAGCGAAUUCCAGAAUUAGGAUUGGCAGUGAAAUAGUCAGAGAAAAUAAAUACAACAUGAAUAAUAAAUUAUAUUCUGAUGAAAAUAUUGUUGGAGUCCCUGCAGAUGUGAUGGAGGGGUAUAGGGUUGCCCUAACCAUCAAGCGUAUGUUGCACGUCAAAUCUAUGAAUUCUGUAGUGCCUGCAUUUACGUCCUUUUUGCACAAAAGGAUAAACUAA
Molecule: messenger RNA, 1875 nt
Organism: Babesia microti strain RI
Lineage: Eukaryota; Apicomplexa; Aconoidasida; Piroplasmida; Babesiidae
Exons: 1
Coding region: 1-1875 (624 amino acids)
Source: RefSeq, a predicted model, not a curated record